CCGCCCCUAACGACUCGUUUUUCGUCGACUCUAUUCGACGCAUACUAUCGAUGAGGUGUCAAAAUCCCAAUAAAAAGCACAACGACUUCAUCCAAUUACUUAUGGAUACGGAAGCCAUAAAUACCGGGGAGGGUAUGGACGAGGAUAGGGGUCUCAAUACGAAUACACAUCACGAUAAUGAGGGCGAAGAAGAGUCAGAAAUCCGGAAAAAGGUUUUUGAUAUAAAACUCGCGAAUAAACGACUGACUGAAGACGAGAUCGUGGCCCAGGCCUUCGUAUUUCUAUUGGCCGGAUAUCUAUCGACUACCGGCGCUCUGGCCAACUGUCUGUACGAAUUGGCCGUCAAUCCCGACGUUCAGCAACGGCUAUACGACGAGAUUAACGGUGCCGUCGAUUCGGACACCGGGCACAUAGAGUACGACCGAUUGGCACGACUACCCUAUUUGGAUGCCGUAAUGGCUGAGACACUGCGCCACCAUUCAUUAGCCCUUCCACUGUCCAGAUACCCGACCCGGGAUUAUCAGUUAGGCACAACUGGUAUUACCAUAAAGGCGGGACAACAGGUGGAAAUACCUAUCUAUGCCAUACAUCACUCGGAACAAUAUUACCCGGAUCCUUUUAAGUUUAAGCCUGAU
Oppiella nova is the source of this 635-nucleotide messenger RNA. The record is from the annotation of a GenBank genome assembly. Lineage: Eukaryota; Metazoa; Arthropoda; Arachnida; Sarcoptiformes; Oppiidae.